Hirundo rustica (Barn swallow) is the source of this 1799-nucleotide messenger RNA. RefSeq names its product maestro heat-like repeat-containing protein family member 6. The coding region runs from base 173 to 1579 and encodes 468 amino acids. Gene Ontology annotation, cellular component: cytoplasm. Lineage: Eukaryota; Metazoa; Chordata; Aves; Passeriformes; Hirundinidae. The record is from RefSeq and is a predicted model, not a curated record. The transcript is spliced from 11 exons.
CUUUCUUCCCACACCCUUAAGUCCCACUGUUUUCUGAGCCUGCUGCCAAUGCUCCCUCCCUGCCCUUCUGGGCACCGGGACUCUGUCACCUGGGCCCCCAGAGCUGCAAAGGGCAUGGUAGUGUGACUCAGACGCCCCUGACACAGAGUUCUGAUACCACAGAGCAGCUGUAAUGAUGUGGAGAACCAUAGGAUCGUUGGGACCAGCAGUGGAGAAAGUGCUGCCAACCUUGAUCUAUGUGAUGCAGUGCUGGCCACUGUGCCGCGUGUUCACCUCCGAUGGGGCCUACAAGGAAGUUUUUGCCCUGGCUGCCACCCUGGCGGUGUGGGUGAUUGUCCAGGUGCCUGAGUGCCACGAGGCGAUGAGUCUUUAUUCCUCCCACCUGUUUGUGGCUCUGCUCUUCCAUGUGGUCAUCACCACACAGCAGACACCCCCAGAGGAAUUAGCUAACUUUUGGAGAGCAUGCCGGGAGGAACAUCGCCUUCCCAGCGACCCCAACAGGUUUGCAGUGCAGGCCUUGAAGUCCCUGCUCUUCCAGCUGCGGUGUGACAAUGAGGUGAUGGCGAUGGAGCGCAAGCAUGGCUGGGACGGGCUGCUCUGUGCCCAGACCCAGCACUACGCCAUGGGUCUGCUGGCCAGGGAGAUGCGCCGUGUCUUGAUCCCUUUGUGUUCUCACAUCGCACUCCACCUGCUCCAGCUACUCAGCAUACAUGAGCCACGCUGGGAUCUGCCUUUCUUGGCAUUCUUUGUGGAGGUCCUUGAGUGCUUGGAUUUCACUAAAUGUGGUGACAGCGUCCAUGAGAUCGCAUCAAGGCACCUGCAGAGCGAGUGCAGGGAGAGGCGUCGCCUGGCACUCAGAGGCCUCGUGGUGCUCAGCAAGGAUCCCUUGAUGGCCAGAAGAAUUUGCAGCCUUUCUCAAAACCUCCUGGAGCUGCUGGGUGAUGCAGAGGGAGAUGUGGUCUUUCUGACCCUCCGUGUGUUCACUAAUCUGCUCCAGAACAAAAACAUCCUGGUAUCGAGUCGCACUGCUCCAAAGCUGGCUGAGGCACUCCUGCCGCUCUUUGACCACGACAAUGGCCAUGUGGAGGUGCUCUCGCUUGACCUCUUCUUCAAGGUGAUGCAGUUGUCAGCGGAUGAGGCUAAAAAGCCCCUGGAGAAGAUUUUGAGCCAGAGCCUGCUCCCACUCUUCUUGCACUGCCAUGAUGAGAACCGGCGUGUGGCAAAGGCCUCACGGGAAACACUUCUUCGUGUGACCGAUUUCCUGAAGAGGAGGAAUCUCAAGCAGCUGGUGAAGAAGGAGCAGCUGUUGACGUUUGCCAAGUGUCUGCUGCAAGAGAACCGGAGCCGAGCGGCCGAGCUCCUGCGUCAGGCCCUGCCAUACCUGGAGAGCCCCCAGGAGCCCCUGCGAGAGGCGGCCAUCAGGUUCAUCGGGAUGGCCGGGCAACACCUGAGAGGUCAGCAAGAAGAGCUCCAGCUGAUGUGCAACGCCCUUGAACACCUUACAGCUGACAUCAGCACUGCCGUGUCAGACCUGGCACUUCAAACACUCUAUGUCCUCCGGGCACUCCAGAGUGGGUGAUCUUCUGUCUUCCAGAGGCUGCAAGAUCAGUUCCGCAGGGCAUGGAAGAUGCGGCCUCGUCUGUCGGGCCUCAGCUGGCUGCACUGCCGGAGCAUCGCUGGGAGCUCAUCUGGGAGGCUCUGUCUGCUGGGGCCAUCUGAGCCAGCAGCAAUUAUUCUUUGCUUUAAGAAUUUUCUUUUUUCCAUUUUUUUAUAGAAUGUAAAUAUAGAAUGUGUUAUAA